Messenger RNA from Coccomyxa subellipsoidea C-169, 1215 nucleotides. Its product is annotated as Leo1-like protein. Gene Ontology annotation, molecular function: RNA polymerase II C-terminal domain phosphoserine binding. The record is from RefSeq and is a predicted model, not a curated record. Bases 1 to 1215 code for a protein of 404 amino acids. NCBI's taxonomy places the organism in Eukaryota, Viridiplantae, Chlorophyta, Trebouxiophyceae, Coccomyxaceae. Gene Ontology annotation, biological process: transcription elongation by RNA polymerase II; positive regulation of transcription elongation by RNA polymerase II. The transcript is spliced from 9 exons. Gene Ontology annotation, cellular component: Cdc73/Paf1 complex; nucleus.
AUGGCGGACCUUGAUGAGCUUUUUGGUUCUGAGUCUGAUGAUGACGACUUCCAACCAACGCCGGCCGCCACAGCUGCAGCUUCUGAAGAUGCUGCCGAGGAGGACCUUCCAGAGGAACCUGCAGAGGAGGAAGCAGAUGAACCAGAGGAAGCUGUGGAGGAGGAUGAAGAAUCAGGCCCUGCUCCCUCAGAGGACGAUGUGGUGUACAGGGAGCCACCGCCCGAAAGACCCAGCGGCCCUCCUCUGGCCCUGGAUGCGCCUCCCAUCGCGCGGCUUGAGAGCGACAACACCGCGCUGGUCAAGCUUUCGAACAUCAUCAACAUAGACAUGAAGCCCUUUGACCCUGCCACAUACAAGGAGGCCGAGGAGGAGGAGGAGUAUGUUGAUGACCAGGGCACACGCCGCGUGCGCGUGCGCGACCAGAAUGUCAUCAGGUGGAGGCGGACAGUCAAGGAAGAUGGCAGCAGCGGCAUUGAGAGCAACGCCAGAUUUGUGCGGUGGUCGGACGGGUCGUUGCAGCUGAUGAUUGGGGAUGAAGUCCUGGAUGUGGCGGAGUUGGACAUUGAGAAGGACAACAACUUCCUCUUUCUGCGGCACAUGCAAGCAGCGUAUUUGGAGAGCAUGGGGCAAAUACAGAAGAAGCUGGCAUUCCGGCCGGCCAGCCUAAACUCGCGCUUCCACCAGCGGCUGCGCGAGGCGGUGGAGCGACGACACACAAAAGUCAACCGCGUGCGCAGCGUGGCGACGGUGGAGGAUCCGGCGCGGGAGAAGGCUGAGAGGGAACGCCGCGAGGAGGCCCGCAUCCGUGCCACCGAACAGCUCGAGCGCCGCCAGAACAAGGAGAUGCGGCGGUACACGGCGGGUUCGCGCUACGACAGCCGGCCGCGCGGGGAGGCGGGAAUCACGGCGCAGUACCUGGAAGCCAUGGACGACGACGACCUAGGAGGCGACUCGGACGACGCCGGCGGCCUCACCGCCACCGAGCGCGCUCGCACCGCCCUCCGACGCAACGCUGAUGAGGAUGCUGAGGCGGAGAGGCGGCUGUCACAAGCAAAGAGGCCGCAGGCAUCCGCGCCCGCGCCGCCCCCCAAGAGGCAGCACUUUGGCCCCAUUGAGAGCGACGAUGACGAGGACGAUGCAGAGGAGGAUGCGCCACCCAGGAAGAUAGCAAGGAAUAGACAGCGGGGAUUGGUGUUGAGUGAUGAUGACGAUUAG